UUUUUUUUUGCAGCAGGCGUGUUUGAUGUACGAAAACUAGUAGGAGUAAUACUGAAGUUGUCUAGUAUCACGUUUCAAAUAUGGCUUCUUUUUUUAAGAACAGUAUUGGUGUUUUGUGUCGUAACUAUCCCCUAGUCGUAUCUUUAAAGUUUGAAAGGCUGCGAAGUAGUAGUGCAGUAGUAGGAGUAAUACUGAAGUUGUCUAGUAUCACGUUUCAAAUAUGGCUUCUUUUUUUAAGAACAGUAUUGGUGUUUUGUGUCGUAACUAUCCCCUAGUCGUAUCUUUAAAGUUUGAAAGGCUGCGAAGUAGUAGUGCAGUAUUUCCCCAAGGAAUGCAGAAAGGAAAAGUCGCUAUUGUCACGGCUGCUACCAGUGGGAUUGGUUUAGCAAUUGCCAGACGUCUUGCAAAGGAAGGAGCUAAUGUGGUAAUAAGCAGUCGAAAACAAGAAAAUGUAACAAGAGCUCUUGCAGAGCUGAAGUCUGAAGGACUAAACAUUUCAGGAUGCGUCUGUCAUGUAGGAAAUGAGGAACAUCAAGACUUGUUGGUCAAUAUGACUCUAGAGCAGCAUGGUGCAAUUGACAUUCUGGUGUCUAAUGCAGCAGUGAAUCCAUUUGUAGGUAAAAUAGUGGACUGCAGUAAGGAAAUGUGGCAAAAGAUAUUUGAUCUAAAUGUGACUGCAAGCUUCUUACUACCAAAGCAUGUCGUCCCGCACAUGGAGAAACAGGGAGGUGGCUCUAUAGUGCUUGUAUCUUCUACUGCUGGUUACCACCCUAUUCCAACCAUUGCUAUAUGCAAGUUUUCAGUCAGCAAGACUGCCCUUCUUGGGCUAACAAGAACUCUGGCUCUUGAACUUGGUCCUAUGAACAUUCGUGUGAACUGCAUGACCCCUGGCCUUACCAGAACUAGAUUCAGCACAAUUUUGCAGCAGAGUCCAGGGCUGAACCGAAUGUUAACUGAAAACUUGCAUAUAGCAAGAAUUGGGCUACCAGAGGAGUGUGCAGGUGCUGUGAAUUUUCUUUGCUCUUCAGAUGCUUCAGAAAAGUUCCCAAGAAUGCCAGUCAAGUGGCAUGUAAUCUCAGAAUUGUUCUAG
Messenger RNA from Protopterus annectens (West African lungfish), 1090 nucleotides. Its product is annotated as dehydrogenase/reductase SDR family member 4-like. The coding region runs from base 221 to 1090 and encodes 289 amino acids. The transcript is spliced from 2 exons. Gene Ontology annotation, molecular function: carbonyl reductase (NADPH) activity. NCBI's taxonomy places the organism in Eukaryota, Metazoa, Chordata, Ceratodontiformes, Protopteridae. The record is from RefSeq and is a predicted model, not a curated record.